Orbilia oligospora ATCC 24927 is the source of this 762-nucleotide messenger RNA. RefSeq lists its product as uncharacterized. The record is from RefSeq and is a predicted model, not a curated record. Gene Ontology annotation, cellular component: kinetochore. The transcript is spliced from 3 exons. Lineage: Eukaryota; Fungi; Ascomycota; Orbiliomycetes; Orbiliales; Orbiliaceae. The coding region runs from base 1 to 762 and encodes 253 amino acids. Gene Ontology annotation, biological process: kinetochore assembly.
AUGGCGGCAGAACUCAAAGAAUCAUGUAUCGCCAUCAUCUCAAACCUAAUGAACCAAAAGAUCGGUUUCCCAAUCCUACCGCCUCCCACAAGUUCAGGCACUCUCAAUGCUCUGCGCGAUCUAAGCACCCACAACGAUCUCCUCAACCUAUCCACAUACGACAAACUCCAAGAACUUACUUAUCAACGACAUCUUCUCGAGGCAGAGGUGGAGGCUUUACAUGAUGUUCUUACAAACGACUCAAUGGACCUCGAUGAUACCGAGAACACCGAAUCUAUAAAGAAAGAAGCAAGAGAGAUCCAAGGGAAGAUGAUAGUCAAAGACCUAGUCGUCACGCAGUUAGCCUCUACAAGACCUAUAGUUCGGUCGAUUCAUUCAGGACCACAUCGGACGAACAUGGAAACUGACCUCCUCCCCCUCCUCACAAACCGCGACCUCCUAGCCACCACCCUAAUCCACCUAACCUCCCAACUCUCAACCCUCCAAGAAGCCCACAACCGCUCUUCCGCAAAACUAACAUCUCUCACAAAGUCGAAUAAAUCGCUAGCGGAGCAAUUGAAACAACUUUCACUCGAACACGAGAUUUCGGAAAACAUCACUACCAAUGAAAAACUUAUCGCUGCGAAGGAAGAGACGAUGAAGGCCCAGAGGCAGUGUAGGACUUUAAAGGGUGUUUUGCAGGGGAUAAUUGCGGGGAGCGGGGUGGAUUGGGCUGAAGAUGAUGUUUUGAGAGAGUUAGUGCUGGAAUGUGGUGAUGAUUGA